AAGAUUGUUUAGAUCCACUCAGCAGUCCGAAGGAAGUACGGUCAGCACGGCCUAAUUGACUGCGUCCCCAGACUCAUCGAUGGGAAGGGUUGACCGUCUUGAGGAAUUAGUGCCACGACCAUGAGAAGUGCCCGGGUAGUGCUCGAUCCCAUCCUGUAGAAGCGGUACGCCCAUUAGAAGACGAUUCGUGCUCCCUCUCUGCCGCUCAGAUCACGCACUCUGGCCGGGAAGGCAUGUAUCUGGGCUCGUGAAUUCAUGGCAGGUUUCCGAGCAUGGCGUCAUCCUCGAAUUUGACCAACCAUCUGCAUCACCACCAUUCAGCGACCUCCUCCACUUCUUCGUCCAAUUCACAUUGUGACCCGCCGAUCACGGGCUUAAUGAGUCAAUACCUGGAUCGAAGGCGCUACCCGUGGCCAUCGGGCUCGAACCCGGGGCCUUCAUCAGUGGGGGCGAGCGUGUCCGAAUUGGCCUUGAAUCAUGUUAUCGAGAAUGCGGCCAGUUCGGAAAACUCUAUCCACGUGGCGUGUAUUGACGCCAACGGACCUCAAUGGGAACAGCAAUAUUCCAAGUUUAAGUUAUGGAUCUCGGAGUCAUCGGACUCGUACAAACCUGAAUUAGCUCAACUUCUCUUCCCGAUGUUCACCCAUUUGUACCUGGAACUCAUUGUGAACGGAUUAAGUCCCUUGGCGCAAAAGUUUCACAAGAAGCACCAAUCCACAUUCCUGGGAAAUGCGGAAUUCGCAGCUUACAUCCAGCAGCUCCAAAUGGUUCAAACCACUGAGGAUAUCCAAAACAACCUCACCGUGAACGCGUUCAUGUCCUGCAAAUACAGUGUGACCCUAUCCAAUCGGACGUUCCACUACUUGAUGCAUUUCCUUCGUACGUGCGCCCAUCCAAUCCUCAUCCACAUUCUGCGCGGCAAGAUCGACCUCAAAUUGGCCGAUGCGCUGGGAGCCGGCUCCAAAAUGGAAGGCAUCAAACGGGUCCAACACGAAAAGAGUCUGAAGGAUCAAGAUUUUGGCCCACCCCAUACAACCCUUCUCCCCAAGGACAAGGUCAAACUCAAUGAGUCCAUUCCCAGUGUGAGUGACACCAUCAAGGCUGUACGCGACGGAAUCUCGCCCUUGCCCAGUGUCUAUUUGUAUCGCCUGACAUCCAGCCACGCCCAUUUAACCUGCUCCACCUUAUCGUCUGAUGUGCAGUUCCUGGCGGCGGGCUCGGAACACUCGGGUCUGUAUGUGUGGCCUCUCCAACCUUCUUCGACCAAGACUGAUGACUCAAAUGGACCCAUCAAAGACGAGCCUGGUUCAAGCAGUGUCAAUAGUAAUAAUUCUCCUUCAUGGAGCUCUUGCCAGAUCUCUAGUGAAUGUGAGGAACGGACUCGAAGCACCUUUGACUCGAACGGGGCCUCUCGGCUGUUGGGUCACGUGGGUGUGGUGUAUGAUUGUGCCUUCCUGAGGAGGCGUGACCAGCAUUGUUUUCGUGACCAAUACGACGCCUCGGGUGGUGUAAGCAGCCAGUUACCCAGUGAAUAUCUUUUGUCAGCCGGCGAGGACGCCUCAAUGCGAUUAUGGGACCUGAGCUCGGGACAGACCCGCGUUAUCUUCCAGGGUCAUUCCUAUCCGAUUUGGUCCAUGGACAUUGACCGAUUAGGCAUCAACAUUGUGACAGGUUCCAUGGAUCAAACUGCCAAGCUCUGGGAUUUGGAACACACCUUCCCUCUUCGAAUCUAUGCUGGUCAUGAGAAGGACGUGGAUGUGGUCAAGUUUCAUCCGAAUUGCAAUUACUUGGCCACAGGAAGUCUAGAUAAAUCAAUUAGGAUGUGGUCCCACGCAGAUGCUCAAAUGGUACGGGUGUUCAGCGGUCACAAAGGCUCAGUCAUCGCUUUGGCCUUCUCACCGGAUGGAAACUAUUUGGCCGCAGGUGGCGAAGACCGCGAAGUUCGAAUCUGGGACCUGGCCUCGGCUGGCAUCGUCAAAGAGCUGAAAGGUCACAGCGAGGCUGUCCAUGCCUUAGCCUGGUCCCAAGACUCGUCCGUGCUGACCUCGGGUGGUCUGGAUGGAACUAUCCGCCAUUGGGACGUCAAGGGGCCUCUUCGAAUGGGACAGAAUCACGCCACCAGCGCACCCGCCAAUUCGCCUGAAAUGGCGGCUUGUUACCAGACAGAUGUCAGUAUUCAAUCUCUAAGUUAUUCACCUCAUAACACGCUUAUUGCCACCGGACUGCGUACCCCCGGAGCCUGUCCGAUUUUCGACGCGCCCAAUUUGAAGCACGGCGGUUUGGCCAAUGGUGAAGUCUUAUCGUGAUAUGAAAAAGCCGUUUUAGCCACCAUCUGUCUUUGUCGUUAAGGAAUAUUAAACCAAAUUUGAAAAACA
Tigriopus californicus is the source of this 2375-nucleotide messenger RNA. RefSeq names its product TAF5-like RNA polymerase II p300/CBP-associated factor-associated factor 65 kDa subunit 5L. Gene Ontology annotation, biological process: transcription initiation at RNA polymerase II promoter. The transcript is spliced from 5 exons. Gene Ontology annotation, molecular function: RNA polymerase II general transcription initiation factor activity; protein binding. NCBI's taxonomy places the organism in Eukaryota, Metazoa, Arthropoda, Copepoda, Harpacticoida, Harpacticidae. The coding region runs from base 273 to 2306 and encodes 677 amino acids. The record is from RefSeq and is a predicted model, not a curated record. Gene Ontology annotation, cellular component: transcription factor TFIID complex.